AUGUUGAGGUCAGACACCAGUUUCUCUGCUCCGUGCCCAUGGAAGGAAGAUAUGGAUCAGAACAAUAUCUCUGAAGAGGAGGACAGUGGUUAUCUGCUUGAGGAAAAGGAACUAGAGCCUCGGAUUAAUGUGUAUACAGGCUCAACAAGGGAGCAGAGGAUUCUGGGUUACCUGAAGACGUGGACUACACAGGGGCACGUGAAUGAAAAGACAAGACACAUCUCCAAGAUGGUACAUCAAGGAACGUCCUUCAUCCUCCUCCUCACCAGGGUUGGGCUACUUCUAGGUCUUGCUAACCCCUUGGUCACCUCAGCCUUGUGCCCCUCAGUCUGUCGCUGUGACGGUACCUUCAUAUAUUGUAAUGAUCGUGGCCUGACUUCCAUUCCAACUGGUAUGCCACAGGACGCCACAGUGCUCUUUCUGCAGAACAAUCGUAUAAAGAGUUCGGGCAUUCCUGCAGAGCUCCGCAGACUCUCAAAUGUGGAGAAGAUCUACCUUUACUGCAACAACUUGGAUGAGUUCCCCACCAACCUUCCUCUUGGGCUAAAAGAGCUCCACCUUCAGGAGAACAACAUUCGUAUGAUUACCCAUGCCUCUUUAGCCCAAAUUCCCUACAUUGAGGAACUACACCUGGACGAUAACUCUGUAUCAGCUGUGAGCAUAGAGGAUGGGGCCUUCAGGGACAGUAAUCAGCUAAGAUUACUUUUUCUCUCCAGAAACCACUUAAGCACCAUCCCCUCAGGCCUGCCCAUGAGUAUUGAGGAACUGCGCUUUGAUGACAACCGCAUCUCCUCCAUCUCAGAGCAAUCACUGCAAGAUCUCAUCAACCUGAAACGACUAAUCCUUGACGGUAACCUGCUCAACAACCGUGGCAUUGGGGAGAUGGCUUUCAUCAACCUGAUCAACCUGACUGAGCUGUCAUUAGUAAGAAACUCUCUGACAUCACCUCCAGCUAACUUGCCAGGCACCAGUUUGGAGAAGCUGACGCUACAAGAUAAUCACAUUAAUCGGGUUCCUCCUGGGGCUUUUGCCUUCCUUAGGCAGCUGUAUCGCCUGGACCUGUCAGGUAACAACUUGAGCAGCCUUCCACAGGGUGUAUUUGAAGAUCUGGACAAUCUCACACAGCUCCUGCUGCGCAACAACCCCUGGCAAUGCACUUGCAGAAUGAAAUGGGUGCGUGACUGGUUAAGGUCGUUACCAUCAAAGGUAAAUGUACGUGGCUUCAUGUGCCAGGGUCCUGACAAGGUCAAAGGCAUGGCGAUUAAAGACUUAACAACAGAAAUGUUUGACUGCAAAGACUCAGAACUCUUCUACACGUAUGAGACAAGCACAGUCUCGAACACUUUACACCCAUCACAGCCCCAGUGGCCCUCAUUCGUCACAAGAAGGCCCGUGGUAAAAGGGCCUGACUUCGGUAAGAAUUACCACAGCACCACCACCGCUUCAGGCAGAAAGGUCAUCACCAUCAGCGUGAAGUCAAGUAGCACAGAUGCAAUACACAUAUCGUGGAGAGUGUCACAACCCAUGACUGCCCUGAAGCUCAACUGGAUAAGGAUGGAGGCCUUUGGCUCCAUCACGGAGACCAUAGUUCAGGGGGAAAGGACCGAGUAUCUCCUCACUGCCCUUGAGCCGGAUUCUUCAUAUAGAAUAUGCUUGGUUCCCAUGGAAACCAACAACGGACACACGUCAAAUGAGGGACGUGUUUGCAUCGAAACAAAAACUGGUUCUCACAGAUCGUACAACCCAACGACAACUUUAAACAGAGAGCAGGAGAAAGAGCCUUACAAAAAUUCAACUCUGCCUUUGGCUGCUAUCAUUGGAGGUGCUGUGGCUCUUUUGGCAAUAAUCAUGCUAGCACUGGUGUGCUGGUAUGUUCACAGGAAUGGCUCACUUUUUUCCAGGAACUGCACCUACAACAAAGGCCGUCGGAGAAAAGAUGAUUAUGCUGAGGCUGGCACUAAAAAGGACAACUCCAUCCUAGAAAUAAGAGAGACUUCUUUUCAAAUGAUACCUAUAAAUCACCUGCCUGUGUCCAAGGAGGAGUUUGUGAUACACACAAUUUUCCCAUCUAAUGGCUUGGGUUUAUACAAAACCCCACACACUGAGAACAGUAUCAACAACAGGAGCUAUAGAGACAGUGGAAUACCAGAUUCAGACCACUCCCAUUCAUGAUAGCGCACACAGACAUUCACCAUGAGUGUGACUGAACCAGAAUUGCAGACGUUUUACAAAACACUGGAUCUAUAAGACUAAGGAAGCAAUGUUCUGUACAUUUGCCAUAUAAUUUAUAUUUAAGGACAUUUUAUGAAGAUGGAGAACGUUCCAGUUGCAGGCCAUCACUGAACCAUCAGUGGGUAACUCACUGCAAUUCUAUAUUUUAGGCAUUUGUAGUAAUUUGUACUGUAUUUCCUUUGCUUAAGGUUAUCGACCAACAAAAGAAACUCUGUGUUCUAUUAAGAUAUGAUGACUUGUCAACUGUGAAAGUGGGUUUUCAUUGCUGUGUUAAACAAUCAGACUUUAGAAAACCUUGUAGUAUAAGCACAGGUCAUUCUUUUAACUUUGUGGCUGUCAGAAAAAUUAAAAAGGCAAAAAAAAAUGAUUAAAUUAAUAACAUGACAGUAAACUACGGCACAGAUGAUAAACAAAUUCACAAAAACAGGCAUGUUGCCCUCUGAAAGAAUGAGCAGUCAGUAGCCAUCUCUGCAUAUUAAGGACCAAGAAUUUACUGUAGUAUUCACCUAAUGAGGAGUUUUGAAUGACCAAAAAUGAGGUGCCAUUAUUCCUAUAUCUGCUUUGCUCAUUGUGUUACUUUGCUCUGUUUGCAAGAAAACUAAACGAUGCAAAGCAGGGUUAUAAUGUUUCUCAUAAGAUUGUAGGCCACAGCACAGGGCAAAUAAAGCACAUCCACCUUAAGGAACUCUCUGCUCCUCAAACAAGUAGACAAGUCAGGCGUAAACAGAGGACCCCCCCCCCCACCAACUUUAUUUGUAGAAGCCAACAAUGGCCAAAUGACAAUGGCGGCAUUCUUUAGUACCAUGUACCAUACGUCAUUUUAGUCACCAGGCCAAAAAAAGACUACCCAUGUUGGCUUCUAAAAGAGAUUAACGCCAGCGUCAGCAACUCCUUGAGUAUGAGUAUUGUUUUGUUUAAUUUUCGAAAUGAAGACACAAAUGUUGCCACAAUUUGAAGUUAACAGUUCCUUACUAUUAAAAACCAAAGUGCAUUGUAUGCCCUUUGGCCAGUCUUGUAUGUGCCUUGAUCUAAUGCUUAUUGUAUUUAGCUUUUUAAGAAACCAGUGACUUUUUUUCAUACACACUUGAAUAUGAAAAAUAUUGGUCAUAUUACAGAAUAAAAGUGGACGA
Messenger RNA from Menidia menidia (Atlantic silverside), 3362 nucleotides. The record is from the annotation of a GenBank genome assembly. NCBI's taxonomy places the organism in Eukaryota, Metazoa, Chordata, Actinopteri, Atheriniformes, Atherinopsidae.